This is a messenger RNA of Lodderomyces parapsilosis, 1326 nucleotides long. RefSeq lists its product as uncharacterized. Gene Ontology annotation, molecular function: transmembrane transporter activity. Bases 1 to 1326 code for a protein of 441 amino acids. The transcript has a single exon. Gene Ontology annotation, biological process: transmembrane transport. The record is from RefSeq and is a predicted model, not a curated record. Gene Ontology annotation, cellular component: fungal-type vacuole membrane. Lineage: Eukaryota; Fungi; Ascomycota; Pichiomycetes; Serinales; Debaryomycetaceae.
AUGACCACCACCGCCAUCACCACCAGCAAAAAUGAGAACCCGUUUGAGGAAAUGACUAUUCUUGCGGCUGCUCCGAGGACCCCGCCGAGAUCAAAAAAACUUUUCCACAUUGUUUCAUCAAACAAGUUUGGCAUUUCUGCAAUCAUCGCUGGGUUUCUAUGCAACUUUAUGGUGUUUGGAAUUGGGUUUUCUUACGGUGUUUUCCAAGAGUUCUACGGCAGCCCCUCAGGACCACUUGCGCUGCACUCUGAUGCUAAAAUUGCACUCAUCGGAACAGUCAGCACCUCGUUGACAUACAUUUGUGGCAUAUUCAACAAGAGUCUUAUGUAUUACCUCGGUGCAUGGAAAGUUAUGUUGCUUGGAUGUGUUUUGAUGAGCAUUGGCAUCACUGUCACUGGCUUCUGCUCCGAUUACUACCAGUUCAUUUUGUGCUCAGUACUACAAGGGAUUGGUGGCGGUAUUUUGUACCUACCACCAGUCGUCUGUGGUCCUGUUUAUUUCGACAAACAUAGAAGUUUAGCCAGUGGCGUGUUGUUCUCGGGUACUGGAAUUGGAGCUUUUGCCUUGGCUAAUUUAACAAAAUACUUGAUUAAAAAAGUUGGAUGGCAGUGGGGAGUUAGAAUAUUGGGAUUUAUGAACCUUGGUGUUACAGGAUUGGCUAGCUUUAUGGUUUUUGAGCCCAAAUUACCCAACUUUAGAAGUGCCAAUGCUAUUUUAAACGUUAGUCAAUUAAAGUCACCAAAAGUUAUAUCGCAAUUGCUUGGAUCUUUGUUGCAAUCGGCAGGAUAUUUGAUGCCACUUAUAUUCAUGUCCAAGUAUGCUGUUUCACUAGGUUAUUCGAGUUCUCAAGGUGCCUUUUUUAUCGGAUUGAGUAAUCUAAUCAACGCUGCUUCCAAGGUGGUUACAGGAAUGAUUGCAGACGUUGUUGGAAGAAUGAAUACUUUGAUAUUUUGCAGCAGCGUCUCAGCAGCGCUAAUUUUUGCACUUUGGUUACCUGCAAUAAAAAACACGUUCAUGAGCUUGGUUGUACUAUAUGGUGUCUUUUCUGGGGCAAUUAUAUCCUUGUUACCACCUUGUUUGAUUGAAAUAUUUGGAAUUGGUUCAUAUACUCAACUAAGUGGAAUGAUGUAUUGUGCUAGAGGCAUUGGUGUGAUUAUUGGCUCUCCAAUUGGUGCUUUAUUGAUUAUUGGAAAUGGUGCAAACCCAAAAGAUUAUACAAAUAUUGCCGUAUAUAAUGGUGUGCUACUAACCGCGUCUACUAUAUGCUUAGGGUAUCUUUGGAUUGGGGCAUUCGGGGAUAAGAAACCCAAUAACUGGAAGGUUUAA